Molecule: messenger RNA, 3730 nt
Organism: Chilo suppressalis (striped riceborer)
Lineage: Eukaryota; Metazoa; Arthropoda; Insecta; Lepidoptera; Crambidae
Source: the annotation of a GenBank genome assembly
CAACUGUCUCUGUCUUUCACCAACAAUGGCCGGAAAGUUGAUGGAAAGCGGCAAAUAGUGAUCGCAUUUUCUUUAUUUUUCUAAUAACAUGAGAGUUUAAAGACAAAAUGAAUCGUCAAAUUAAUUCUAAAAUAGAUAAGAAUUCCAUUUACGAACUAUACAGAGCAUGUCGGCUUUGUGGUGCUGGUGCUGGCUACAAAAUGCCAAUAAUUCAGAACGUCAUUGAUGCAGACGGCGAUGAAGUGGAUUUGAAACAGAAAAUACGAGAAUGUGUCCAAAUAGAGGUACAUCAAGAUGAUAAGAUGCCUCCUUUAAUCUGCGAACUCUGUGUGGACAAAGUGAACGACUUCUAUGUGUUCCUGGAUUUGUGUCGACAAACCAAUAAGAGGACUCGGCAAAGACUCGGUCUGCCAAUGCAGUCGACACAUAAAGGAAACUCUGAUUCCGGUGACUGUAUCUUGGGUAUGACAGAGCCAGUCUAUGUGAACGAUGACUCUGAUGAGCCCCUGUCCAAGUCGUCACCAAGGAACUCUAAACACAAAGGAUCAAAAUCAAAUAAACCUUUGGUGAAAGUCAAAGUGGAGAAACCUGAACCUCGCGACAGCCGCCAUAGUCGCGGGGUCAAGUCGUCACCUCACGCGGGCCAGAAGCGGCCCGCCCCGCCCGAGCCGGGCCCGCGCGUCACCAGGCACGCGCGCAACACUAACGAUGAUAAUAUCACGCUGAACACCCUGAGGCACCACUCUAAGAGGUCGCCUUCUUCUCUGCCCCCUGCACCAAAGUCGAUAUUGAAGAAGGAGCCAAAGCGCGAACGUGAACAGUUAACCUUGCGGUCGAAGAGGACCCAAGAGCCUCCCAAGACAACGGUGCCAUUAAAAAGGGUCAAGUUAACGGUAAAACUCCCCCCGAAACCGGAGAAGCCUAAACCUCCACCCCCUCCCCCGGGCAUAAAGUGCGCCAUCUGUCGGCAUCUCAGCAAAACACCGCAAGCAAACUCCAACCAUCUGAGGAGCCAUACUGUCACGUUCACCAGUAGCAAAUUGGCCUGUAACGCGUGCCGCGAAUGGUUUUCGGAUGCGGAAGCGGCCGCGGCACAUCACAGGCGGCACGAGGCGCGUUCCAAGGCCUACAUGUGCCGCACCUGCCGCGCCCGACGUGCCACCUACAAGCAGUACCUCGCUCACACAGAGUCAGGGGACUGUGUCCCAUGGGACGAAGUGCCAGACGUCCAAUGCUCAGAAUGUUGGAAGUAUUUUCCCACGGAUAACUUGCGGACACAGCACAAGUGUCCCGGGGAGGAAGGACGACCGGGCGGCAAAUGUUCAAAAUGCUCUCGAACCUACACUCUAAUGAAGAAUUUGAAGAAACAUGAGAGCACCUGCACUGCUAAAAAGAGAGGUGAAGUUCCAAUAGACCCCGAGCUGAUGGCCAAAGUGAGACCGAUUCAAGUGAGGACGGUCCGCUGCGAUCCUCUUCUAGAACGAGUCCAGAACGGCCACUAUGACAUCUCUGACGUUCCUGAGAACUACGGGCUGGAUCCGGAUCGUGUCUAUCCGUACAUCAAUUCUGCAUCACUGAACUUCAAUCGCAUGGUCAAUAUCAAGACAGAUUUGCUCGACUUCUACUGUGAAGAUGAUUAUAUCCAUUGGGACUCUGACAAUAGUACUGAAGAUGAAAUCGUUGAAAAAGACAAAGAAGUCGAUUCUUUAACAACGUUGUCACUGAAAACUUUAUUCUCCCAGAAAUGUUUGGGCCGGGUCCCAAGGAAGAAAAGGAAGGUCAAAACGGAGAAAAGUAUGUUUGAUUCGAUAUUGGGCAACGAUUUUGAUAUGAGCAAAGAUAUCAAUAGCAUAAUCGAUAACCUUGGCGAUGAUGAUGAUACGGAAACGAAGACAGAAGAUGUAAAUAAUGACAGCAAAAUUAGUGAUGCGACAGUAUCUGUGGGAAUUGAUAGUGAAGACAAAGAUAGAGAAGUUAAUGUUACCGAUGAAAGUGCUAAUUUAGAUGAUAGUAAUAAAAAAGUAAAAUCUGAAGAUAAUGAUAAAGUAGAUGGUGUUAGUGUAAGUAAUGAUGAGUCUAAAAAUAAUGUUGAAGAUGAAUCGAAAGUUAGUGGUGGUAGCUAUGAUAAAUUACAAGUUAAUAAUAGUGAAGGCAAAGUGCAAUUGGAUGAAAGCAGUAACGGUAAACCAGAAGCGAAUGAUAAAAGUGAUGACAACGAACAAAUUAAUGAUAGUACUGACGACAAAGCGAAAAUUAAUGAUAGCAGUGAUGAUAAAUUGUUUGAGUGUAAUGCUGAUGGUAAAAAUACUAAUGAAGACUCGGUUGAAAAAAUAAACGAUGAAAAUGAAUCAUCAAAAGGAAUCGAAGUAGAUAAAAUGGAGGUCAAUGAAAAAAGUAUCGAUAAAAAUAAUCAUGAGACUGAUCCAAGCACAAAUGUCACUGAAUCAGAAUCUAUAGGCGAUGAUAUAAAUAUUGAUUCUAGUGUAAGUAAAAAGGAAGAAAAUGGUGAACAACACUGUGAGAAUCUAGAUUUUAACGAAAAAGAGGUUGAAAAACUCAACGUAGAGACAAAUGAAAAUAUUAAGGAUACUCCGGAUGCUGUUAAUGUAGUAGAUUCUACGAAUAUUGAUAAGGAUAGUCUUAGAGUAAGUGAUGUAGAUUUAAGAAGUGAUAGUAAAGAAAAUAAAAAUGUACCCGAAAAUGAUAAGAAUCCAGAAGAUAAGAAGAGUGAUGAAACUGAAGCGAGUGGUGAAGUAAGCACUGAUUGUGAUAUUGUAAAAAGUAGAGAUUUAACUGCAAAAGGGGCUGAUGACAUUAAAGAAACUAUUGAAAAUGAUAUUAAACAGAGUGUUGAAGUGAACGAUACAAUUAUUCCCGAGAAAGAUAAAGGCAAUGGUGUUCGUUCAAUGGAAACUGACAAAGAGGACUUUAUUGACAGUGAAACAGGUGACAAAAAGGAAAAUAUUGAACAAAGUGACUUGACUGAUGAACAUAUCCAAAAACCAGGUGAUGAUAAUAGUUUAACAAGUGAGACUCAGAAAAUUAAUGAUGAUACAGUAAAAAUGAACGGAGAUUUUGAUGGGAGAACGGAUAAAACCAAAACGGAUGAACUGACAGACUCAGAAAUCGAUGAUAAAAAGCUCAUGGACGCCUUGAACGAACAUAUCGGCGAGACUGACGAAAAUGACGUUACCAAUGAUAAAACCGUCGAUGCUGAUAGGGCGACAGAUAAAGACGCAAAAGCCUUCGAAGUUAAAAGAACAGAUGAACAGCACACAUAUGAUAAUACUCAUGAAAAUAAGAUAACUUUGGAAGAUUUGGUUCCUUCUAAAGAGAAACCUACACCAUCUAUGGAUUUAGACAGCAUAUCCGAUGACGAAUUCAAUUUCGACUCCUAAUUUAAAAAAUAAUCUCAAGAAAGACUCGUGAAUAUAAAUAUAUAUAUAUGGUGAUGGCUACAUUCAGAAAUAAUAAUUGAUUUAUUGUUUUGUGAAUAAGAAAAUGAUGUUCUUGAUUUUAUAUAUAAUCGAUAAAUAAUAAAAUUUGAAAAAGUGGGCAAUAUCUUAGAUUCUGCAUUUCUAAGUAAGCUGAUAUUUUUACCAUAUUUCGGGUAAAUAAAAGUGUCUAGUGACAAAAUAUAGUGUUUUUGAUUUUCGUUCCAAUUUAGAUUUUUCCGCAUCCUGUUUUUGGGGAGCCAAAGAUAUGCAGAUAAAGUAUCAGUACAAUAAAU